AUGGAAGGUCCUCCUCAGAAGCUGGCAUUCAACUUCUGGAGUCCUGUAAAUUUUCGCAGAAGUCUAUCACCAAAUGGGAAGAAAUUGCUGACACUAUGGACCCUGCUAUGUGGUGGUGUUGUUGUUCUUGUUUGGGCAUUUUUCACUUUACCUAGAAAAUUUGGAAACGCAAGAGUCAUCAGAAAUAAGACAUGCGAUGAUGAAGUAAAGAUAUGCUCGAGUACCUGGCUUAAAAUUAAUCAGAACUGCUUCUUUCUUUUCCAACAUAAAAAUGCAUGGCUCUCUGCACAGGAGAACUGUCAACACUAUGAAGCAAACCUGGCGAAGUUCACCACCAAGAUGGAAUUGGAAACUUUGAUGCGCCAUGUGCAGUCACUACGAUCUUCAUUUUGGAUUGGACUGAACAGACGAAAUUUACGCAGAUUCUGGGUUUGGACAGAUGAAAGUAUAUACAAUAACGUGAAGGAAGUCCAAGAUCAUGGGGAUUGUGCCUUCAUGCAUAAAAGUGGUAUAGACAGUACCAAUUGUGAUGAGCUAAGAGACUAUAUUUGUAGCAAACUAGGCCAGUGCCCUUGA
Molecule: messenger RNA, 576 nt
Organism: Cricetulus griseus (Chinese hamster)
Lineage: Eukaryota; Metazoa; Chordata; Mammalia; Rodentia; Cricetidae
Source: RefSeq, a predicted model, not a curated record